Molecule: messenger RNA, 1737 nt
Organism: Monascus purpureus
Lineage: Eukaryota; Fungi; Ascomycota; Eurotiomycetes; Eurotiales; Aspergillaceae
Source: the annotation of a GenBank genome assembly
AUGACUUGGCGUGAAGGGGAGUUCGGCCGGCGCCCUGUAAGGGUAGCGAACUGUUCAGGAUGCGAUGUCGAUCAUCCUACAGAGUUGUACAAACAAGUCACUCUCGAUGAUAUCGACUUCAUCACGGGUGACAUCUGGCUGGUAAAUAUCGCCAACAACGCCGAGGCGUAUGUCGCAGGGAAGUACCCUGGCUAUGAGGAGACAGCCUGGGCGGGACUGAGGCAGACAAUCGAAGUACUUGACCAGAAGAGGAUUAAGGUUGCCAUCAACGGCGGUGCUUUGAACCCUAAGGGGCUAGCCAAGAAACUGGCUGCACUGGCCCGUAAGAAGGGUCUCAGUCUACGAGUCACUUAUGUUUCUGGGGACGACAUUCUCUCCCAAGUCGGUUCAACGUUGUCGGAAUCCAAGAGCGCGGUUUGGCCUCAUUUAGACUCUGGUAAUCCUCAUGUCAAAACGUCUGAAGAUGUUUCUGCUGUGGUGCAAGAAACCGGCGCUCCAGUUCCGAUCGUGUCUGCAAACGCUUACCUCGGUGCCCGUGGCAUCGUCGAGGCAUUUAGGAAAGGUACGGAUAUCGUUAUUUGCGGACGAGUGUCGGAUGCCAGUCCAGUUAUUGCAGCAGUCCGGUACUGGCACUCCUGGUCAGCCGAGGACUACGACAAACUGGCGGGCACAUUAGUCGCCGGCCAUCUCAUCGAGUGCUCUGCCUAUGUGACUGGUGGCAAUUUUGCCGGCUUCACACGAUACGACCGGGACAUCUUCAUAGAUCCCGGUUUCCCCAUUGCUGAAAUUGCACAUGAUGGAACCGCUGUUAUCACCAAACAUCCUGGAACUGGCGGAAUUGUAGAUGUCAACACUGAGAUGUCAACUGCUCCACGAGUAGAACAGGUUGGCCCUAAUCGUGUCUGUCUGAGUGUCGUUAAAAGCUGUCAUCCGCCACCUACCACCAAGGCGGCUAUCUUCUAUAAGGGAGGAUAUGAAGCCCAAUUGCUUUUCAACGUUAAUGGCUAUGCUUUUUCCGAGAAGUGCGACUUGUUCGAGAAGCAAUUCAAGACGUUCCUGGGAGAAGAGGCCCUGAAACAACUCGACAUUUGCGAAUAUCAGCGAAUUGGCGUACCAGCACCCAAUGGUCGCACACAAAACAGUAGCACGAUGUACAUUCGAACCUUCGCUACGGCUCGCACCACGAAGCCCCUUCUCGCCUUGCUGGGUAUUCUCUCAAAGAUGUCUCUAAAGCAUUUCCCAGGUUUUCAUUCCUCAUUGGACUUCCGAACCGCUUUUUCACACCCGCUGUUCACUUACUACCCGGAGAUUUGGAAACAGGACGCGUUGGACGAGCAGGCUCACCUCUUGGAGUUGGAUGGAGAGGCUGAGACCACGUUCUCAGCCAGUCACUCUCCCCGGUACGAGCUGGGACCCCGCGAUAACUAUGAGACUGCAUCUCCGGUAUCUUUCAACGGGCCUUUCAAAACCGUCCGUCUGGGAGAUGUCGCCUUGGGCCGAUCUGGCGAUAAAGGGGCUAAUGCUAACAUUGGGCUGUCUGUCGACACGCCCAAACAGUGGGAAUGGCUUCAUUCGUACCUCACCCGCUCCAAAAUGCAGGAACUCAUCGGCGAUGACUGGGAUGACUCGUUCUACAUUGAACGUGUAGAAUUCCCGCGGAUCUACUCUGUUCACCUUGUCAUCUAUGGCAUUCUGGGGCGUGGUGUGAGCAGUUCUAGCCCUCGAUGGUCUGGGUAA